This is a messenger RNA of Durusdinium trenchii, 322 nucleotides long. The record is from the annotation of a GenBank genome assembly. Lineage: Eukaryota; Dinophyceae; Suessiales; Symbiodiniaceae.
AUGGAAGCCCACUGUGAGGAAGAUCCCAAAGUGGUCGUAGCGAGAGGUGCUUGGUUGGCUCAGAAGUGGAUGUGGAUUUGUGAUGUGCAGGAGCCCGGGUCGAACCGGUGCGGGUCGCCGAUCCGGAACCCGAGGCGGUUCCGCGCUGAGUGCGGCGCAGGAGGCGUGCCAAUGCUGCGACGACCGACCAGGUGGCCGACGUCACUUCUUCUGUUUCGGCUGGACGAAGUGCUUGAAAGAUCCCUGGUUCAUCUUCGACGCCCUUCUGGUGGCAAUGCCCUGAAAUCUGAAGACUGCCCUGCUGGACUCUUGGGAGCGUCAC